AAGGGUUUAGCUUCAUUUGUUGUUGGUCACACUGUUGGUUUUCCGCCGCCAGCCACCGCUAGCUUUCACUCCUCUGUUUCGGUUUGGCCGUAGAACGAGAGAGCCAUGAUCGCCGCAAUUUCAUGGAUUCCCAAAGGAGUCUUCAAAGCCGAACCUGUUUUCGCCGAGCUUCCUUCCAAAGAGGAAAUCGAAAAAAUCAUCUCCAACACGCAUGAUGUGGAUGAAGAGAAUGAUAUGGAAGAAGACACUGACAAAAACAACGAUGAAGUCGCACACGCUUUAACAGUAGCUGAUGCAAUUGCUAAACCAUCCAAGGAAAAUACUGACGAAAUUACCCUCGCCUUGCAAGAGCUCAACAUGGAAACCUAUGAUGAAGAAGAUGACAAAGGUUUUGAGUUGUUCAGUUCAGAUCUUUAUUAUCAGAGUAAUGAAAUGGAUCCAUAUAUCAAAGAUAAGAAAGAAGAGUAUGAUUCUGAAGAUCUUGAAGACAUGGUUAUUAAUCCAACUGAUUCUGUUGUUGUAUGCGCACGUACCGAAGACGAUGUCAAUUUCCUCGAAGUUUGGAUACUUGAAGAUGCCAAUACCCGUGAUAUGAACUUGUAUAUUCACCAUGAUAUCAUUAUUCCGGAAUUUCCACUCUGCACGGCUUGGCUGGAUUGUCCCCUUAAAGGAGGAGAAAAAGGAAACUUCUUGGCUGUUGGUUCAAUGGGACCAUCCAUAGAAAUUUGGGAUCUUGAUGUUAUUGAUGAGGUAGAACCAUGUGUGGCGUUGGGUGGCAUAGAGUCAAGCAAAACGGGGAAAAAUGGGAAAAAGAAAUCAAUAAAAUACAGAGAGGACAGUCACACUAGCUCAGUACUUGGUCUUGCUUGGAACAAGGAGUUCAGAAAUCUACUUGCAAGUGCUAGUGCUGACAAGAGCGUAAAAAUUUGGGACGUCGUCGCUGGAAAGUGUACUCUUACAAUGGAGCAUCACACUGACAAGGUUCAAGCAGUUGCUUGGAAUCAUCAUAGACAACAUGUUCUUCUUAGUGGCUCAUUUGAUCAUACAGUUACCUUGAAGGAUGUAAGGAAUCCGUCGCAUUCAGGCUGUACGUGGUCAGUCGGUGCUGAUGUAGAGAGCUUGGCAUGGGAUCCACACGCUGAGAACCUUUUUGCGGUGAGUCUUGAAGAUGGUACAAUCAAGUGUUAUGAUGUCCGGAAUGCCAUGUCCAAUGCCACAUCUGAGCAGAGUGCUACUUUUACACUUCAUGCACACGACAAAUCUGUUACCUCACUAGCCUAUAAUAUGUCAGCACCUAAUCUUCUUGCUACCGGAUCCACGGAUAAAACGGUAAAACUAUGGGAUUUGUCCAACAACCAACCAUCUUGUGUCGCAACCAAAGAACCAAAAGCUGGGUCUGUCUUUUCUAUCUCUUUUGCAGAGGACAAUCCAUUCUUGUUGGCAAUAGGAGGCUCAAAGGGAAAAAUAGAAUUAUGGGACACCUUAGCUCACGAAGGUGUCUCUCGAAGAUACGAGAAAUACAGCAGGAACCAACCUCAAUCCGGGGCCUGAUAUAAUGCAAUGUCGACUCGGACCCUUAAGAUGGAUAUUUUGUUUCUUUUUACUAUAUAAUGAGCUUCAAUGCUCUUUGUAGUUUAGGAGUAUUUAAAUUUUGGAAGGUUGUAUUAGCAAGGAUGGAUUGAUAUACAGUUUAUCUUGAAUGCUUUUUGUAGUUUAGGAGUAUUUAAAAUUUGGAAGGUUGUAUUAUUAAGGAUGGAUUGUUAUACAUUUUGGUAGUGCUGUUCUGUCCUUCAUUAUAUUUAUAACAGGUUUUGAAA
Vicia villosa (hairy vetch) is the source of this 1817-nucleotide messenger RNA. RefSeq lists its product as uncharacterized. Gene Ontology annotation, molecular function: protein binding. The record is from RefSeq and is a predicted model, not a curated record. The transcript has 16 exons. Gene Ontology annotation, cellular component: nucleus. NCBI's taxonomy places the organism in Eukaryota, Viridiplantae, Streptophyta, Magnoliopsida, Fabales, Fabaceae. Gene Ontology annotation, biological process: rRNA processing. Bases 106 to 1551 code for a protein of 481 amino acids.